AAUAAAUUAGGCAUAUACAUGCAGCAGUGAGUAGCUAUCAAGCAAAAAUGAACGAAUGACCAGAACGGUGAACUGGAAUAAUGGAAAAAUAGGCGAAAAUGCAUAGAAAACUAAAAUUUAGGAUUAUUUUUCUAGUUUUUCUAAUCAUUUUCAUCUUCUCAACUCAAGCUCAAUUCUUUAAAUAUUCAGAAGAAUUCACCAACAUAAAUCAAUAUGCAGAUGUCGAAAUUGAAAAGCAUUACUCUAGAAAUCUGCUAAGUGAAAGAAUAACGAAUUGUACACCGGCUUCAAUCGACCAGUUUCCAGAUGAUUUGUUUACAAUUGAACAACGAAAAUAUGGCGCAAUUCUAUUACAUAUUUUUGCCUGCCUUUACUCUUUUAUCGGUUUGUCAUUAGUUUGUGACGAUUAUUUUGUACCAUCUUUGGAAUCGAUAUCUGAGGCACUGCAUUUAAGAUCAGAUGUUGCUGGAGCUACCUUUAUGGCUGCGGGAACUUCGGCUCCUGAACUUGCUGCUACAAUUAUAGGAGUUUUUAUCGCAAAAGAUGAUGUUGGUUUAGCCGCCGUAGUUGGUUCUGCAGUUUUCAACUUGUUAUUUGUGAUUGGAUUUUGUGCUGUUGGUGCCGGAACUAUAGUUUAUUUAGAGAAGUGGCCAUUGUUCAGAGAUUGUUCCUUUUAUACCGUUAGUAUAGGAGUUUUAGUAGCUGUUAUUUAUGACGGUAGAGUCUACUGGUACGAGUCUGUGUUACUAUUAUGCCUAUACUUGGUAUAUAUCUUCAUAAUGUAUUGGAACGAAACGAUAAAUAGUUGGUUAAAUCGAAAGAGCAGAAAGGAGAAGCUGCUAGAGGAAAUAAAUAUUGGAGACGAAGAAGAGGAUACGGAAGAAACAGAUAUAUUACUUGUGCCUGGUAAAGACGAUAUAGAAGCCGAUAAAGACAGCGAAGAUGAUGAUAAGCAUAUAUUAGCACCCCCUAAUCAUAAACUGAAAUUAUGUUGGUGGAUAUUAACAGUCCCAAUAAGCUGUUUACUUUACAUCACUGUGCCUGAUUGCCGUAAAAAGAGGUGGAAAAAGUGCUUUACUGUAACAUUUAUUAUGUCCGUUGUUUGGAUAGGGAUCUAUUCAUAUUUAUUGAUGUGGAUGAUAACAGUGAUUGGAUAUACAUUCCAUAUUCCUGAUACAAUUAUGGCGAUUAUUUUCUUAGCUUUUGGUGUUAGUAUGCCAGAUGCCAUAGCUAGUUGGAUCGUUGUAAAAAAUGGACUUGGAGAUAUGGCUGUUUCAAAUGCAGUUGGAAGUAAUGUGUUCGAUAUAUUAUUGUGCCUUGGUUUACCUUGGACCCUUAAGAUAUGCAUUUCAAAAAAUUGGGAUCCAGUCAUUGUGUAUAGUAGAGGUUUAACUUAUUCAUCUAUAACGCUGCUAACAACUGUCGUGCUAUUGAUCGGGUCUGUCCAUCUAAAUGGCUGGAAGUUGAACAAGAAGUUAGGAUUUUCCCUGUUAUGUUUGUACGUUACUUACAUUAUAAUUGCUAGCCUUUACGAGUUGAAUAUCUUUGCUCAAGUUCAUCCUCCAACUUGCUCUUGAAUAAAAAUUUCUCUUACUAAAUAAAUACACAAGUUUACACUCAACUUUUUGCUU
This is a messenger RNA of Dimorphilus gyrociliatus, 1631 nucleotides long. The record is from the annotation of a GenBank genome assembly. Lineage: Eukaryota; Metazoa; Annelida; Polychaeta; Dinophilidae.